AUGGGUGCCAUGUACUUGCUGAGUGCAUUUCUUGUUUUACAGGAAGAAGCGGCGGAAAGAGGACUGGCAAGUGCUGAGAGCAAGAACACAAGGUUGAAAGUCGGGGCACUGCAAGCGCCUGCAGAAUUUGUGCAGUACCCGCAAUCCAUAUCCAGGCCGGUAGGGACCACAGCCAUUUUCAACUGCCUGGCUCAGGGAGAACCGAUCCCACAACUUACCUGGCUGAAAAACGGGGAGAUCCUUGCCCCCAGCGGUCACAUCAAACUGAAAAACAACAACAAUACACUUACAAUAAAUGGAAUUUCUCCAGAUGAUGAAGCAAUCUACCAGUGUAUUGCUGAGAAUGACGCAGGAUCAACCCAAGCUAGUGCACGGUUAACAGUGCUGUGGGCUGAGGGACUUCCAGGACCCCCCACGGAUGUGAAAGCUGUAGCUCUGUCUGCGACAGCCAUUCAUGUGUCAUGGACUGAGCCGUCUGAGAAUACGCGAGACAUUAUCGGCUACGUGCUGCACAUCAGGAAAACUGCAGACCCAGUGGAGAUGGAGUACCAGGAGGCUGUGAGCAAAACCACCUUACAGCAAGUGGUAACUGAUCUGCAGCCAUCGACUGGCUACACUUUCUACAUAAAGGCGUACACAUCACGAGGUGCCAGCAAACCAUCGGAGCUAGCUACCUGCAGCACACGGGGCGAAGUUCCAGCAGUACCAGCUCUUUUCAUUAAAGUUUUGAACAGUACAGCCAUUCAGGCUGUAUGGGAAUCCAGCAUUAAGCUUGGGCAGCAUGAAGGAUUCAAGUUGUAUUAUCGCAGGAUUCAUGGUGCACACUUCAUCGGGCCUGUACUCCUUCCAAGCAACGUGACAUCGUACAACAUAACUCAGUUGGAUCCAAUGAUUGCCUAUGAAGUGAAGCUUCUCGCAUUUAAUCGUCAUGGAGAUGGAAAUUCCACAGUUCGCUUUGUGGCUCUGCAAGAUGCUGUUGAAAGAUCUGGGGGUGUUCCUGUUACCAUGGCAAGAAACCUGCUGGGCACUCAGCUACGGGCAGGUCCAAACCAGGUGCUGGAUGGGGUAAAGAUGCACGUGUUAGAUCUUUACUGUGAAAGUGAUAAACUGAAGCGCCCACAUCCGCAAACUUUGGCAGAGUUUGAAAAGAUACACAUAGUAGGAAAAGGAGCCUAUGGGACUGCAGUCCUAUAUCGGAAGAAGGAUGACGAUUCACUGGUCAUAUUGAAGGAAAUCAAUAUGCAUGAACUAAACCACAUUGAGAGGCAGAGAGCAAUGAAUGAGGUGAAAGUGCUUUCAAUGUUGGACCACCCCAACAUAAUCAAUUACUAUGACAGCUUUGAAGAGGAUGGUGUGCUGAUGAUUGAAAUGGAGUAUGCAGACGGGGGCACACUAGCACAGUACUUGGCACAGCAGGGUCAGGAGUUAGAAGAGCAGCAAAUUCUGAAUCUCUUUCAUCAGAUGGUGGCUGCGAUCUCUUACCUCCACAAACACAACGUGCUGCACCGAGAUCUCAAGACAGCAAACCUCUUCCUUACCAAGAAAGGCGAAGUGAAGCUUGGUGACUUUGGGGUAGCCAAGGUGAUGACGACAGGAAGUGAAGCACACACAAUCUUGGGUACUCCCUUUUACAUCUCCCCAGAGAUAUGUGAGGGAAAAUGUUACAAUGACAAAUCAGAUAUCUGGUCACUCGGUUGUAUUCUUUACGAGAUGGCAUGCCGUCAGCGCACAUUUGAAGGAACUAAUUUGCCAGCAGUGGUGAAUAAAAUCAUGAAGGGGCAAUUUGCUCCAAUCACUGAUAAAUACAGUGCUGAGUUUAAAGCCCUUGUGAUGGACAUGUUGCAAAAAGAGCCUCAGUAUCGGCCUUCUGCUCAUGAGCUGUUGCAUCUUCGCCUCCCUGAAGUGAUGGCAAAGUACAAAGAAACUCCAGAGUAUGAGGAAGAGCCAGAGACAGGCUUUCAACACAAGCUGAGUCAAAAGAGAAAUAGUCACACAACUCUUUAUUAUUUAUACAUGCCUGAUCUGGAACUUCGCCCCAUUGAAGGACUGCCUACAAAGAUUAAAAUUAGACAGGUCGCUGUGACUGAUAGUCAUAUGAUAGCUAUUGCUGUGGAGAGAGCAGUGUACACAUGGGGAAGCAAUACGAAAGGCCAGCUCGGUCACGGGGACUUGCAAUCACGUUCAAGACCUCAGCUGGUGGAAGCGCUCAAAGGAAAGUUUAUUGUCAGGGCCUGUUGUGGUGAUGGAUUCAGUGUGUUUCUCAGUGAUAAUGGAAUUGUAAUGACUUCUGGAGAUGGAACCCAAGGCUGCCUUGGGCACGGGGACCGCUUUAGUAUCUCCAGGCCUUGUUUGAUUGAAGCUCUACUCAGUGUCAAUGUUCGGAUCAUUGCGUGUGGCCUGCAACAUGUGUUGUGUGUCACUGGUGAAGGUAAGGUGUUUGCAUGGGGCAAUGGAAAAUAUGGUAAACUGGGACUUGGGAAUGAUAAUGACCACUGCUCACCAAUGGAGGUAUCGUUUGAGAAGCAGAUCUUUGUAAGGGAUGUAAAGUGUGGAGUGGACGGUACCAUGCUCUUAACAGAUACUGAUAGCGUGCUGGCUUGUGGUAAUAAUCAGUACAAUAAACUAGGUUUGAAUGAGAGACGGGGCCUCCUCAUGCAAAUGACAUUGCUGUUUGCCAGAACUGAUGUUGAAGAAAGGAAGCUUCCCACAGUCGUGAAAGCACUAAGGAACCACCGGGUGAGAGAUGCUGUCCUGGGCCCCUCUCACAGCAUUGUACUCGUGGAGCCUGGAAAUAUUUAUACCUUUGGGAGGAAUACAGAAGGACAGCUGGGGACUGGCAACACUAAACCUUACAAAAUGCCAAUGCAUGUAAAACAACUCCAACAUAGAACUAUCACUAUAAUCAGCUGUGGAGAGACAUUCAGUAUUGUUGGGACUGAUGAUAAUAAGAUUCUCUUCUGGGGCACCAAGUAUAAGUCAAUACAAUCUCCAAACCCAUCAGUUAUGACCACGCCAUCUCAGACAGCUACAAAUGUAACUGAAGAUGCUAUCUGCCCAAAAUCACCACACCCUGUAGAAAAUGAGGAGCCCAUUACUGGGACUGUGAGCCAUAACGACAGUAAGAAACAUCCUGAAAAUGCAAAGCAGCUUGUUGGAAUCAGUGCGGUAAUGGAAAGAAACCAAUUCAGAGAGGAUGAACUAGAUGCACCAGGAUCGCCGUUACUAACCUCCAAAGCACAGAAAAACGUUAAUUGCUCCAAACAAGAUUCUUUGGGGGGAAACCAGACAUAUAGCGGUAUGACAUCAGUUAAAGAUCAAACAGAAGCCAGCAGUGGGAGCUGUAAAUCAGAAUGCAAGGAUACCCAGGAAUCCAGCAGCAUGAAAGCAAACUCCUUUGGGAGUGAGAGUAACUUUCAGGACCAAGAAAGCAGCCAACAACUAAUCCCAGUUCCUAUCAUCAGCUUGAAAGAAGUUCUGGAGGACCACCCUGAUGUGCAUGCUUUUCUUCGAAAUAUUAUUUGUAAUAAGGAGAGCAUCUAUGUCCUGGUGGAGAACACUGAUCCACCAUGCUACAGGCAUACAAAGAGAUAUCGCAGCCUUCGCAAACGUGGAAACCGUGAGGAUCCAGGACUAAAGCAAGGGCGCAUUCUUCAAUAUUCCCAUUCCAGUAACGAAGCUGGUGAUGAGUACACAAGCUCGGAGAUGUCUGAGUUAGAGACCAGUCGGUUUGUCCCAACAUGGAUAAGAAAUGAACUCAAUGAGGCAACAUCCCUUGAAGCAGCCAGCACUGAAAAGGGCAGUGAAACAGACACUGUCACGGCCUUGGCUAGCAGAAAUGUAACAGGUGCGCAGUGUUUAGAGAGUCCAGUGACAACGGUGAGCAAAACCAGCUCAGAAGAGGCAAACGUACAAGUCACGAAGGAGGUGUUUGGAGGGGCAAAAAAGACAAGUGGGAACCGCGAUGGAGAGAAACAUGGCCAUACAUCCACAUCAGGCAGCUCUGAAGGGCAGUUGAUGCCAAGCAAACAGAAGAUCACCAGGAAUAUUGACAAACACAGGGAACCUGUACAAGAUUUUGUGGCAUCCACAAGUCAGUGCAGGCAUUAUCGGACAGAAAUGGACAUGGGCUUCCUCUCUUCUCCGAGCUCCACCAAUCCAGUCACAGUUUGUGGCAGGAAUGGCUCUGAAUCUCCUUGGAAAUCAGGAAUGCUGAGAACUGCAGGAGCUGGAAACCAGAGAUCACCUAAUAGACUACGUCUGGGCAGAGGACACACCAAGUGUCGAGCUACCUGGAUGAAUGCAGAAAUAUCUGCUGUGAAAAGCUCCAAGUACUAUCACCGUCCUGCUCUGCCCACGUCACCUCUUUCAAAGAACAAGGUUGCUGAAUUGGCCAGAGAGGCGAAGGGAAAAAAGCGGAUUGAAGGCAGAAUAGAGCCACAAGAGGCAAAUCAUAAUAGUCUGCACCUACUGGAGGAACAGCAGCGACUUGCACUGGAGCGAGAAGCCAGACUUCAGACAGAGAUAGACAAGCUGUACAAGGAGCUGAAAGAGCAGAAACAACUCCUUAAACAGAACUCUGAUGUAAUGCAGCAGCUACAACAACAGCUGCUGAAGGUGCAGUCUCAGCAAUUCCAGGGCAGUGCCCAAACAGACUAUGAGCAAGGAAACAAAGCCACUACAAAACCAGAAAGUAGAAUCUGCGCGGUGAUGUAAAGGGAGGUUUGGAACAGGAGUGUAUUCGAGGCAGACCGUGUUGGCUGGGGACAGUUCUCAAACAGGGACUGCACCGUGUGGAUUUGGGUUGUGUGCCAUGUGAGCGGCUGGGAUCUGAAACACACACAGAACACACAAAAAAAACUUCUGACCUGUUGCCAUGGUGAUCGUGCUUUCAAGGGACUCUCUCCACAAAUGGCUAAGAUGAAAAGGACCUAUUUGACUUCUAGCCCCAUUCUCCCUCCCACCCUUCCCCCUGGCCCCCCUCCUUAUCUCUUUGAAGUGGCCGUGAAGCCCACCCGGGAGAGACUGGGCGCCAGCUGCUGUUGUGGAUGGAGCAUUCCCUGUGUUAAAGCACCUGAACCAACUCAGUCAAGGGUUGAAGUUCAAAUGAAACUCAAGUAGCUCUAGGUCAAAAUGCCUUGAGGUAUUCAGGGCGGUGCUGUGAUUUCCUGAUUUGAGUCGCUGUUCCCUUGAGAUUGACAGAAAGUAUAACAGUGGGGGUUACCCUGCUCACUUUUCUCACUCAGCUCCACAUCCCAUACUUAUUUAACAGAGUUAAUGUUGGUUGUGUUGGCAAGAUUGCUUUCAUGAAAUUAAUAAAAUUUAAUGUAAAAUUCACAACUAAAUCUAAGAUAGAGCACAGGGCCAGGACCCAGCAAAUUUACAAUAGAUUCUUUACAGUUGAUGGAGACUGAUAAUUAUGUGAUGUGUAAUUGUAUCCAGUAACAGAUGGAGACAAAUAACUAUGGUAUGUGUAUAAUGUUAUGGUAUGUGUAUAAUGCUGUGCUAUAACUGAUCGAGUGUAAUAAUUGAGAUGUAUAUAGUGUGCCAUAAACCGACAAUGUUGACAAAAGUAUAUUAAAGGAUAUAAAAUCAA
Messenger RNA from Rhincodon typus (whale shark), 5593 nucleotides. RefSeq lists its product as uncharacterized. The transcript has 27 exons. The record is from RefSeq and is a predicted model, not a curated record. NCBI's taxonomy places the organism in Eukaryota, Metazoa, Chordata, Chondrichthyes, Orectolobiformes, Rhincodontidae. Gene Ontology annotation, biological process: protein phosphorylation. The coding region runs from base 1 to 4713 and encodes 1570 amino acids. Gene Ontology annotation, molecular function: protein kinase activity; ATP binding; protein binding.